Molecule: messenger RNA, 2609 nt
Organism: Tachysurus vachellii
Lineage: Eukaryota; Metazoa; Chordata; Actinopteri; Siluriformes; Bagridae
Gene: clk2a
Product: CDC-like kinase 2a
Exons: 14
Coding region: 178-1731 (517 amino acids)
Biological process (GO): regulation of RNA splicing; protein phosphorylation
Cellular component (GO): nucleus
Molecular function (GO): ATP binding; protein tyrosine kinase activity
Source: RefSeq, a predicted model, not a curated record
CAUUCCUCUGUGUGUGAUUUGGGACACAACCUCCUCAGUGUCGCUGUUGUUGAAUCGCGGUUUCAGCUUUUAUUAUUUUUGCUAGUCGUCCAAAAUUCAGCAAAGAGAGAAAUCCAGAGUUUGAGCGCCAACACGGAUUUUCUUUGGGAUAAACGCACAGGCCUCGCUGCUAAAACGAUGCCCCAUUCUAGGCGGUAUGCAUCGUCGGAGCGGGCCAGCCGCAGCAGCUAUCAGGACCGCUAUCGUGAGCGUGAGCGAGGGAGAAAGCCAAGACACCGGCGCUCGCGAUCCUUCUCCUUAAGCAGCGAACGAGACAGGAGAGGACGGGGACACAGGCAGGAGGUUAUGUACGGACGCUCCAGGAGCUACGACAACCGUUCAGUAGACAGGAGACCUUACGACAGGCGCUACGGCGAACCCUACCGGCGACAGGAGCACGAACGGGAGCGAGAACGUGAGCGAGAGCGACUGUCUCCAGACGGCUACCACUCACGCGACCCUUCCACCACUUAUGACUAUCGCCGCACGCACCAACGCCACAAAGGCAGCAGGCGUAAGCACAAACGAAGGCGGCGUAGAACCAGGUCCUAUAGCCCAUCUUCCUCGCAGCGGAGUGCCAGCGGGACGCGGCCGUUAUGUGUGAGGGACGACGAGGAGGGUCACCUGAUCUGUCGGAGUGGCGACGUCCUGCAAGAGAGAUAUGAAAUUGUUGGCACUUUGGGCGAAGGCACGUUUGGAAGGGUGAUGGAGUGCAUCGACCAUCGCAGAGGUGGAGCUCAUGUGGCUCUGAAAAUCAUUAAAAACGUUGAGAAGUACAAGGAGGCUGCGCGGCUGGAGAUCAACGUCUUGGAGAGGAUCAACGAACGAGACCCUGAUAAUAAAAAUCUGUGUGUACAGAUGUUUGACUGGUUCGACUAUCAUGGUCACAUGUGUCUUAGCUUUGAGCUGCUAGCGCUCAGCACCUUUGACUUCCUGAAGGAGAACAAUUACCUGCCUUAUUCCAUCACCCAGGUGCGACACAUGGCCUACCAGCUCUGCCUAGCCGUCAAGUUUCUGCAUGAUAACAAGCUGACCCACACAGAUCUGAAACCAGAGAACAUUCUCUUCGUGAACUCGGACUUCUCCCUGAACUACAAUGUAGAGAAGAAGAGAGAAGAGCGUACGGUGAAGAGCGCCGCAGUAAGGGUUGUAGAUUUCGGCAGCGCUACGUUCGACCAUGAACACCACAGCACGAUCGUCUCCACCAGGCAUUACCGCGCACCUGAGGUUAUUCUUGAACUGGGUUGGAGCCAGCCUUGUGACGUGUGGAGUAUAGGCUGCAUCCUCUUCGAGUAUUACCUUGGCUUCACACUUUUUCAGACUCAUGAUAACAGAGAGCACUUAGCCAUGAUGGAGAGAAUAUUGGGUCCUGUCCCUUCCAGGAUGAUCAGAAAAACUAGAAAGCAGAAGUACUUUUACCGCGGGCGUCUCGACUGGGACGAAAACUCCUCAGCAGGAAGAUAUGUUCGGGAGAACUGCAAGCCCUUGCGACGCUACAUCUUGUCUGAGGCUGAGGAGCAUCACCAGCUGUUCGACCUGAUCGAGGCCAUGCUGGAGUAUGAGCCACCAAAGCGCAUUACUCUGGCCGCAGCGCUCAGGCAUCAGUUCUUCCAGAGUCCCAUCACUGCUAGUGACCAGUCAUCAGGAAAGCACUGGGAGGUCAAUCGGGACAUUAGCCGGCAACCUCUCUGACCAAGUAGUUUUAAGGUGGACUGAGUUGUCGGGUUACACUGCCGUGUCAGCUUUAAAGGAUUUAAAGGUGACGCAGGACUUUGUCUUAAGAUGCAGCCGGUUACAAUAGUUUGGUAUUUCCAGAGCCUGUGGGUAGAGUGUGUAUCAUAGGAUGCCAUGUCAAAGAUACACAGACACGAAGUCUUCCACACAUCAUGGACACGAUGGAACGAGCGUGAUCCAGUACUGCAGACACACAGUAGAUGGAAGAGGUUUUAAAAACCAUCUCGAACAGAGAGAACGCCUUUGAGUCAUAUCUGUUGUAGCAAAACCCAUACAAGGUGUUUUUUUCCUCUUUCUUUUUUUUUCUUUUGGAAGUGUUGGGAAAACAUGAAUGUAAACGUGAUGAAAAGCAACAAACUGUUAUUGAUUGCAUUGGAUUCCAUUGUAAUUGAACCCUGAGCCUGAAUUAAAUCACUUAGUCGUAUUUUUACUGGACAGGCAACAGGUGAAGAGAUGUUUUGGCAGGGACACAACUCCUUCUGUCAGACUCAUUCAAUCAGAAGCUAUACAGAAGCUACUGUUCUAUGUAGAUUGGUAUCUUUUACUUUCUUCAGUGAGACACACACAUACAUGGAUUUUCAAUUGAAGCCUUUUGUUCAUGUAGUCAAGCACAGAUCUUUUGUGCGCUGUCAUUCUUGCCAGCACAGGUUUACAGUAUUUAUUUGAAUCAGCAUUAUUUUUGUUUUGUGUUUUUAUAUGAAGCUUAAGGUGUAUAUCUGUAUAUACAAAUCUAUAUGUAUCUAUGACUGUAUAGAAUAAAGGCUCUGUCUGUCUGCCUGGUUUGUGUUGAAGUCUUCACAGCUUCACAGGCAGAAAACGGCAGACAUCUUGUCAGA